AAGGAAACUGCUUCUGAAAUUGAAAGUAAAGGCACUCGACAUUGCGGUUACUCCUUCACAAUCUCGCAUAGUUGGGAUGUCUUCAACGGCUGUGACUGUCAGUCUUGAUGACUUGAAGAAUGGAAGUGUUGCAUUUUCGACAUUGGAAGAAGCCUUUGGACCCAAUUCUUUGGGAAUCAUAAUUGUCAAAAAUAUCGCUCCUGAGUUCGUGCAACUGAGACACCGACUACUUUCAUAUUCCUCAUACCUUGGAAACCUCCCUGAGUUCCGACUCGCAAAAAUCGAGAAUGCUGCCGCAAAAUACUUAACCGGCUGGUCCCGCGGCAAGGAGGCACUCAGAAAUGGCCAGGUCGACACCAAUAAAGGCUCCUUUUACGCAAAUUGUGCUUUCUACGUUGACCCCUCGCUCUCUUGUGCCAAACCUACAGCGGAGUUCUCGCCCGAGAACUUCCCUGAGUAUCUUAGCCCUAACAUCUGGCCUUCUGACACGACUAUUCCCGGCUUCAAGGACACUUUCGAGGAUCUCUGUCGUCUUAUCAUCGACACUGCGGUUCUCGUGGCUCGAGCAUGUGACAAAUAUGCUGAAAAGGAGAUACCAGAAUACAAAUCCGGCUACCUCGAGCAUGUAGUCAAGACAUCGACAACCACAAAAGCUCGGUUGCUCCAUUACUUUCCAGUGGAAGUUGAGACUGCGCAAGAUGAGAAGACCGAUGAUGACUGGUGUGCAACGCAUCUCGACCACGGCUGUCUCACUGGGCUGACCUCAGCAAUGUUCAUUAACGAGCGGCGUCAGAUUCCGGCCAUACCCAUGGGAUACGCGUACAGCCCCAAGUAUCUCCCCGUUUUGGGUGAACUCGAUUCAUCACCAGACCCAACAGCAGGCCUGUAUAUCCAGUCUCGAAGCGGGGAGACUGUUCAAGUCAAGAUACCUAGAGACUGUAUUGCAUUUCAGACAGGAGAGGCACUGGAAAGAAUCACAAAGGGAAAGUUCAAGGCUGUUCCUCACUUUGUCAGAGGUGUUAGACCUAGUGUGACGGAUGAGGAGAAUCAGGGAGGGCUUGUUGCCCGUAACACUCUUGCAGUCUUCACACAGCCAAACUUGGGGGAGAUUGUCGAUUCGGAGCAGGGCAUCAGUUUUGGUGAGUUUGCGAUGGGAAUUGUGGAGAAGAACACGACAAAGUGAUAGCUUCAGAUUGUGGCAUUUAUGGUUUCUCUGGAAUACGUAGGCAUUCAGGAUUAGAGAAGGCAAGAGAUUGGUUAGAUGGCAAAAUAAACUUGAUGAAUGAAUGCAUGCAAAUUAUCC
Molecule: messenger RNA, 1303 nt
Organism: Hyaloscypha bicolor E
Lineage: Eukaryota; Fungi; Ascomycota; Leotiomycetes; Helotiales; Hyaloscyphaceae
Product: Clavaminate synthase-like protein
Exons: 4
Coding region: 77-1183 (368 amino acids)
Source: RefSeq, a predicted model, not a curated record